Molecule: messenger RNA, 2886 nt
Organism: Yamadazyma jaroonii
Lineage: Eukaryota; Fungi; Ascomycota; Pichiomycetes; Serinales; Debaryomycetaceae
Source: the annotation of a GenBank genome assembly
AUGGAACCAAAACCUCCGUUCAAAGUUAAAGCCAUUUAUGAUUACAAAUCAGACCAUGAUGAAGAUUUGUCAUUUACGAUAGGACAAAUCAUCACUGUUCUGGAAAUUGAAGAUGAUGAUUGGUUUACAGGUAGUUAUGAUGGUUUAUCAGGUAUGUUUCCCAAGAAUUUCGUUCAAAUUGUUCCAAAAAGAGAAGUCCCUCAACCUCCUGUUGCUCCUAUUCCUGUAGAUGCAGAAUCUGAAGGAGAGGAAGAAUCAGAUGAACAACCAAUUGAACAAUCCAUAAACAAGGCUGAGGCAACCCCAGUUCAACCCAUUGAUCUGGAAGAACCUGCAGUUGAAGAGGGAAAGGAUUCAACGGAAACAGCCAAAGAUGUACCUGAACCCACUCAAGAGCCAAUUGAACCAAAAAUCGAACCAAAGAUCAAACCAAUGGGUGUUUUCCCCAAUCAGAAAAGAGAAGAUCCCUAUGCGAUCAAGAAGCAAUUCAUUGCAUCGGCCAAGUCAUCAUAUGUCCCCCAAUAUAAACCCAGGGAUGAUUCGUUUUUGAUCGGAGGACACCAUGACAAUAAACCACCUCCAGCUGAUAUUGUCAAGUCAACACAAGUUGAAGAUGUUAAUGAAGAACCAGAAGAGAAAAUGAGUUUGCAAGAACGUAUUAAAUUAUUGCAACAACGUCAAAAAGAAGAGGCAGAAAGAGAAUCUGCUGCUAUAAAAAGACAAGAAUUGAGAAAGCAGAAAGCUGCUGAGGAAAGGGAAAGAUUAAAGAAGGAAAGAGAAGAAGCUGCUGCCGCUGCCCCAGAAGAACACCCUGGUUUAGACGAAGACACCCCAAUUGAACAGGAAGUUGAAGUUGAGCGUAGAAAAUCACUCUCCAGAACCAACACCGGUAGAUCCUUAGAAUCCAGUCAUACCGGAACAUCCAGAAAGUCUAUUGAUCAUGGUGAGAUCGAAGACCCAUUAGGUGAAACGAAAGAAGAAGAGGAAGAGGAAGUUGAUGAAGGGGAAGAUGAUGAAGAUUUGAAAAGACAAAAAUUGGUUGAAAGAAUGGCCAAGAUAUCUGGGGGUAGAAAUAUGUUUGGUAUGAUGGGAAUGUCUCCUUUUGGGGCUCCUAAACCUAAAGCUAAAGAGCCUGAACCUGAACCUGAAGUUGAGGAAGAAGAAAAGGAAGAGGAAAGAGCUGCACCUAUCCCGAUUAUGCCUUUUGCUGACCCUGCCGCUUUAGAAAAAUUGAAAAAGAAAGCUGAGCCUGAACCUGAACCUGAGUCUGAAUCUGAAUCUGAGGCAGAGGAAGAAAAGGUAGGUAACAAAACCAUUGAUCCUAUUGAACCUCCUGUCUUCGAAGAAGAAAAAGAUGAUGAACCAUCCUUAGGUGAAGACGAUCAACCUGAACCUAAAGAGAUCAAACCACUAGGCUUGAGUUCCAAGGAACCUGAUAUUCAAACUGAUAGCGGAUUCGAAAGCGAACAUGAAAAGUUACCCAUCAAAACUGUAAAAUUGGAAAAUGAACCUACAGGUUACGAAGCUGAUGAGGAUGUAUCAGAUAAAAAGUCGUCUCCAGAACCAAUGAUUGCAACUUCUACCAAGAAUGAUGAUAUUCCUGAUAUUACACCACCAUUGGGUUGUCAAAUGCCAAGGAACCCACAAGUUCCUCAGGUACCUCCUGUUCCUCUGGCUCCAAUUCCACCAGUUGCCGAUAGAGCCCCACCGGUCCCUCCUGUAUCCAAGAGUGAAUUACCACCUAUUCCUCCUGUUGCACAAGCACCCCCAGUUCCCCCUGUACCUACUGCUCCAAUUACUCUGGCUCCAUUAGAAGAAGAUACAGAAGUAUCCGAACCAGAAGUGAUCAAUGAAAGUGAUUUAGAAGACGAGUUCGAAUUUGGGGCUCCUCAAAGAUCCAAAACUUUACCUCCUAACAUGCCUCCACCGAUUCCAUCAACCUCCACUAGUCAACCACCGAACGUGCCAGCUCCAAAUUCUGCACCACCAGUCCCACCAACACCUUCAGUACCAGUUCCAGGGAUCCAGAGAGCUUCCACGGAUGCUUCUCGUUUAACCCACACUAAUACUGGAUCAUCAAUGGGAUCUUUCAAACGUACAUCUACUGAUUUAUCCAGAGGAACUCAGGCGGAAAUUUGCUUUGACAAUUUGCAAAAUGAAUUGUUGAACCUAGAAAAUUCAAACUGGUGGUUGAAAGACUUAUUACCUGAAUUCUUGACCAUUAAAAUUGGUAGUGAGUUGAUUUUCGAGGUAGAUUCCAAUCAAAUAACCAAAAGAGGUAAUAGAACUAAGGUAUACAAAGAUUAUUACAUCUUGUUCUAUGAUUUGAGUCAAAUUGUAUUCGAAUUGGAAUAUGAACUUCAAGAUCCUAGAACAACCGUCAAAUUCACCAAUUUAGAUCAAAAACCCAUUCCCUUAGUAAGAAAGGAUUUAUUAGAUAAAUAUUACCAUACUUACAGUAAUGAGAUAUUGAAAAUUGUUGGUGGAUUAGGAAAUAUCAAUAACAAUUCUUUGGUUAGUGUGGUAACUUCAAAACUAGGAGGCUCCUUACCUCCAAUUGGUAGUAAAUCUUUUGGAGUUCCAAUCUAUAAGAAUGUCAAUAAUCACAACGUUUCAAAAACCGACGAUAUUAGACCUGGUGACAUAUUAUGCAUCAAGAAUGGGAAAUUUCAAAUACAUAAAGGCUUGGGAUCGAAGACUUUGAUAGUUGGAGAUGAAGAAAUAUAUCUGUCGAUUAUUGGAGAAUUUGAUCCAAAGAAAGAAAAAUUCAAAGUGUUUGAGUCAGUCAAUGGAAACAUAAAGCAAACAAGCUAUAAAACAAGUGAAAUGAAGAGUGGGCAAAUCAGAGUUUUCCGUAUUGUAGGAAGAGAUUACGUAGAUUGGUAA